This is a messenger RNA of Poecilia reticulata (guppy), 3678 nucleotides long. RefSeq names its product chemokine (C-X-C motif) ligand 12b (stromal cell-derived factor 1) (gene cxcl12b). Gene Ontology annotation, biological process: chemotaxis; defense response; immune response. Gene Ontology annotation, molecular function: chemokine activity. NCBI's taxonomy places the organism in Eukaryota, Metazoa, Chordata, Actinopteri, Cyprinodontiformes, Poeciliidae. Gene Ontology annotation, cellular component: extracellular region. The record is from RefSeq and is a predicted model, not a curated record.
AAAUCUGGAAAAGAAACAUUACAUGAAAAGAGAGAACGCCGCCCCUAGAGCUGUCCACUGACUCCCAGCCAACACGCUUGCAAUCAGGGAAGUCUCCUCUCCUGCUCUCACCUCCUCUCCCGGGACCCACGCCUCGCUCUCCUGAGAAAGUGGGACUCCCCCCUCUCCGUUUCUGCUCCCUCCCACUGCAGCUUUAACUGCAGCUGCAGCGGAGCUGGAGGACACAGUCGUGCGCUGGAUUGUAAAGGAGGAAGAGAGCGCAAGCCAUUCCUGAAGCCAUUCCUGAAGCCAUGGACGUCAAGCUGCUGGCGCUGAUGACUCUGCUGGCCGUGGUCAUGCAGGUUCCCACUGCAAACGCCAAGCCCAUCAGUCUGGUGGAGCGCUGCUGGUGUCGCACCACGCUCAACACCGUCUCUCAGCGCUCCAUCAAGGAGCUCAAGUUUCUCCACACCCCCAACUGCCCCUUCCAAGUCAUUGCUAAACUGAAGAACAACAGGGAGGUUUGCAUCAACCCUGAGACCAAGUGGUUGCAAGGAUACCUGAAGAACGCCAUCAACAAGGUGAAAAAAUCCAAGAGACGCAACACCAAGAAAGUCUAAGCUGCAGAGAAAGGGGCAUGGAGCGCAUCGCCUCCGAGUCUGAACCCCCCCAGGUCAAACCUCCGUACCUCCCUGACACUGCUUUGGAUGUAUGCAAACACGCUGUACGCUACCUACCAGUCCACCCACCUCUGUGGACCGCUUGCAGAAGCAGCACUUCACCUCCAAACCUGCACUGACCACACCGCCGUCUCUCCUCCCGGCCCCCAAACCCAACUGGGCGAGGAGUCGUCUUCUGAAAUCCACACAAGCUCCAGAUGCAGUGAUGAAGCAGCAGGAUGCAAACAGAAAGUGUGUUGUUUUUUUUAGUCUCUGAACGUGGAUGAAUUGAACUAACUCUGCUUCUGUGACUGUAAAUAGUCAGGGUUUUUAUUUAGUUUUUUUACACCUCUGUAAAGAGAAACCUCAAGUUUUCCAACUCACACAAAAGCUUUGUGACUUCAUAACCUCUUCAACACUAACAACGUCUCAAAGAGGACGCUCACGCACCGACGCAUCAGUUGCGCUUUGGUGAAAUGAAGAAGUGCUUUUAAUUUGCGAACACCAAAGGGAACUCAUGCGAGGCAAACGUGUCUCCCUUUUCUACUAAAAUACACCACGUUCUCAACAAAGAUUCCCAGGUUUCCAUCUCCUCCCACACUUCUUCUUCUUCUGUCACAAAAAUCACCUGCAUGUUCUCCAUCACCUUGUCCUAUAAAUUUCCCCUCUGGCCUCCCAUCUUCUCCUCCUCCUCCUUCGACACAGAAUAUGGGUUUUCCAGACACGACGGCUGAACUCUAGCGGCCGCUGAUGGUCAGAGGCGAGCUGGGCGUCCAUGUUUGAUGGAGCCUCGCUUCGUUUCGAGGAAUCCUCCUCCACUGUGUUGACACCAGCCUCAUGGUGCUGCUGUAUGUUCACAAAGAGGAGUCAGAGCCAUUUAUACGACUGUGUAUCACUUUUUUUUAUGUAAGAGGGAGCAUCUACUAACAACUGGGAGAUAAGAUAAAGUCUUAAGCAUUUACUGACAACGGGUCUUUUGCCAGACGAAGUUGAAGCCAUGCAAGGGAAAGAAAGUAUUUUAGUUAAAACUAUUUAGCAACAGAAAACACGCCCACCUCAAAAAUCAUGGAUUCCUCUAUGAUCUUAGGUUUAGGGGGGGGUUUAGUGAAAAGAGUUGAGAGAGCCCCAUCCACCUCUAUUGGCACUUUUGCUGAAGAUGUGCAAAAAGUCCUAAAAGGCAUCAAUUACAUGUUGCUGUAACAUAAUCCCACACUGACUAAUUUGCAGCAGUUGAAUAAAGGUUAAUUGUUGGCAGGAUAAACUAGAUCCAACCGUUUUUAUUGCUCUGGCUGAACAAUUAGGCGGAUUUGAAUAAGUCGCUGUAUUUUGCUGCCUGACGUUAAUGGCACGAGUCUUUUCGACCUUGAAAUGUGGCUGAUCUGACCUCUGUCACGUUCAGUAAAACGUCAUGAUGAAAAUCUCUGAUGUUUCAGGAAAAACGGAAAAAAGUCGGAUAAAAGUAAUAAAAAGACUUCGGUUGCGUUUGUGUUUUGACAACUGUUUGUGGGAUGUUGUUGUUGCAGUACAAUUUAAAAAAAUCUAUUUUCUUUUAAGGCUUUUUGCACGUUUUGGAGUGUGUGGGUGCUCUACGAUCACAAGUUUAGUGUUUUAUACCAACACCAUUCCUUUUUUUUAGGAAUAAAAAGCUAAUAAAUUGUCAAAAUUAGUGGGGUCAUGAAUGUCACAGAGGGAAUGUUAGGGUUGGCGAAAGGGAAGUUUUUGUUUGUCCACUUUUCUUUUUUUUUACAUAUAUAUAUUUGAGCCACUUUAUUAUCAGAUGUGUCCUUUAGUGUAUUUUUAUUCUUUUUAUAUGUGGAAUCUUACUAAUUGUUUUUUUUAUCAUAAGUAGGUAAGAGCUACUAAAUGAAGGUGGAUUUUUCAGUAUUAAACUUCUUUACCACAAAUAAAAAAGCAUGUAAUUCUGUAUGCAAAGAAAUACAAAACCAUCACUGUUUGACUGCUAAAUGUAUUUUUUGUUUUUGUCUCUCUUGGUGUUUCUUUACCAGCCAAAAUGAGAUACUAACAUGUCAGAGCUGCUACAGCUGACAUAUUUUUCUUUAAAGAAAGCUUUUGAAAUUGCCUUUGAGCGCAUAGCUUUUCCCGAGCUCAGGUCAAACCAACUGAACAAUUUUAUUAUUUUUUCUUUUUUAUCGUUUUACUUCAGUCGAUGUUUCAGCAGCCAAUGAGCCGAGACAGAACCAAAGCUCAGCUUAGAUCAGAGCGACCGGCAUGUGCUUUCAAUCUGCCAGCACCCAAAAGCCUUUCCUCAGUCUUACUCAAAUCUGUUAAUUCAGAACCAGGUGGUUGUGAUCAUCGUUUUUAUGCUCAUGUGUUUCAUUUUGCGCUGGUUUGUUUUCUUCKGUUGCUAUCUGUGGUUUUUCUUUCCAGUUGGGAGCAAACGGUGCAAUAAUCUUGUAAUUAAUCUCUCAGAACUGAACACCCAAUAAUCCUGUGUGGUUAAAGUAAAUUAUAUGAACACAUUGCUCAGAAAACAAAGUGUUUCAAUAAGGUUUUUUAUUAUUAUUUGUUGUUCAUUACCAAACUACUCCAACCAUUGAAACUGGUAAAGAAAAAUAACAUUUUGUAACUUCUGACAUUUUCUCAUGUUCAAUCACUAGAUUAUGCUGGGUUGCCAGCACUGAAACUAUGAAUUUACGGAAAUCAAACACGGUGAUAAUGAGUUUCAGCAAAAUGUCUCUGUAAGAAAAUGUAAUCAGAUCGACAAAAAGCCAUUUUAAACUCUGUUUUUUCUCUUUCUUUUACCUUUAAUGUUUUUAUAAUGUCUUUUAAGUUGACACUCAACUUAACUCUUGUUCUCUACUGUUGUAUUUUUAAAUGAAUCAAAAUGAGUUUUACUUCGGAGCCCACGACAAUGUGAAAAUGUUUUUCUCCUGGCAGCUUCUGACUUAUUCCUUUGUAAURGUUUAGAAGAUUACUUCCUGUUUUCCACAGCUUGUAAGCCAAGAGGUUGUAUUUUUUUAUUUUUGUUGUUUUUAUUUUUAUAUCUACGCCCAUUUUUCAAUAAAGCAUAAUAAGAUUU